AUGUAUAGAAUAUUAAAUAAAAUUAUCCAAACACCUAAUCUUGUUUCAAGUAUAUUAUCAAAAGAAGUAGUAAAAAAAUCUAAAUAUGUAAUUGACUAUUCUUCUCCAAAUGUAGCUAAAAUGUUUCAUAUAGGAAAUUUGAGAUCUACAUUAUUAGGAGAUUUUAUAAAAAAUAUAUAUUUAUCAGCAAAUCAUGAUGUCAUAGGUAUUAAUUAUCUUGGAGAUUGGGGAACUCAAUUUGGUAUAUUAUUAUUACCUUUUAUUGAAAAUAAAGAAUUAUUAAAAGAAUUUGAUAGUCUUAAUACUACAGAUAAAAUGAGAUAUAUGACAAGUUUAUAUAUAGAUUAUAAUAAAAAAUGUGAAGAAAAUAUUGAAUUAAAAGAGAAGGCUAAAAAAAUAUUUAAUAAUUUAGAAAAUUAUUAUAGAAAAGAAAAUAGUAAUUGUGAUGUUGAUCUCAGUUAUGAAUUAGAAAUUAUAAAUUUAUUAAAACUUUCAAGUUUUAAUUAUUUGCAAGAUUUUUAUAGUAAAUUUAAUAUUAGUUUUGAUACGUGGUUAACAGAAUCUGAUACUAUAAAAGAUGCUUUUAAAAUUGUUGAGAAGCUUAAAAAAGAAAAUAAAACACAAAUUACUAAAAAUGGUUUAACUAUUUUAAAAUAUUCAAAUUCUGAUACUUAUGCAACACUUGCUAAAAGUGAUGGAAGUUCCUUAUAUCUUACCAGAGAUGUUGCUUCUAUUAUAAAUAGAGAUCAAUUAUAUAGUGCUGAUAAAUAUAUUUAUAUUACUGAUCGUGCACAAAUAUCACAUUUUGAAUCUUUAAAAGUAGUUCUUGAAAAUUUAGAUAGAGAUGAUUUAUCAAAAAAAAUUUUACAUAUUCCUUAUGGUAGAGUUAAAGGACUUUCUACAAGACAUGGAAGGACAAAUUUUGUUGAUGAUAUUCUUGAGAAUGGUAUACUUUUAUCUAAAAAAUAUAUUGAAACAUCUCCAACAAGUAGAAUAAAUAGUGACAGUAAAUUAGAGGAAACUAGUGAAACAUUAGCUAUAUCAACCAUAAAAAUUAAUGAAUACCAAAGAAAAAAAACAACUGAAUAUGAAUUUUCAUUUAAUGAUGCAUUUAAAAUUAAAAGAAAAAAUGCUUUAAUGUUUCAAUCAAGAUAUAGUAGAUUAUGUUCAUUGAUAAAAAAUAACAAUGACCUUUUAUCUAUGAUAAAUAACUCAUCAUUUAAAUUUGAUUUAAAUAUACCUCAAGAAUAUAAAAAUGAUAUAGAAAAGUUAAUCUUUCAUAUAGAUAAAAUUGACAAAGUACUACUUAAUGCACAUAAUACAUUGGAACCAGUUAUUAUUAUUGUAUAUUUAUCAGAAUUAUGCUCAAUUCUUGGUCCAAUAAUUCAAAAUAUUCGUAUAUCUGAACAAGGAAAUGAUAUUGGUGCUUCACGUCUUUUAUUAUUUUUAUCAUCAAAACAUAUUAUUGAAUCAUUACUAAGGUUACUUGGUGUUACACCAAUUGAAGAAAUACAUGAAUGUUCAUUACUAAUUUAUGGUUAUAUAUUUUAUGUUCGUAAUAUUUUACUAAAUUAUGGUAUAUUUAUUUAUUCUCUAAAUUUUAUUUCAUUUUCAUAUUCAUUAAUUAAAUUUGAGGCAUUUGCUGAUAAUAGUGUUAAACUUCAUUUUACUCUUGGUUCAUAUUUAAAUGUUAUAUGGAAUGUUUUUGCUUGGUUUAUUGUUACAAGUAUUUGGGUACUUUUUUUACAUAGAAGAAAACUUCCAUUUUUUAUUGAAAAAGUUGUUAGUAGAAUAGAGAAAGUUUUUACUAGAAAUGAUUCAUCAGAUAAUCAAAGACUAUUAGAAAAUCCUGAAAUUAUAGAUGGAACAAAUGAUGAUGAAAAAAUUGAAAGAAUAUCAACAUUUGAGACUGCCUGGAGAUUAUUAAAAUAUUGUCAUAAAUUUAAAUUUUGGUUUUCUCUUGGAUUUAUCUUUUUAAUUAUUUAUUCAGUUGCUAGAAUAUUUAUACCAUAUUGUACUGGAACAUUAAUUGCUGGAAUUGUAAAUAAAAAAGGAACAGAAGCUGUUGUUAAAGCAAUUAUUUUAACGGGAAUCUUAUCUGUUAUAGCAUCAAUUUUUGGUGGUAUGCGUGGUGGGUGUUUUGAUUGGUCAACAGCUUUGAUACAAAAACAAGUUAGAGAUGAUCUUUUUAGAUCACUUGUUCAACAGGAAAUUGCUUUUUUUGAUGAGGCACAGACUGGUGAGGUUGCUUCAAGAUUAACUUCUGAUUGUGAAGUUAUGUCAUCAGUUAUAUCAACAAAUUUUAAUGUAUUUUUACGAAGUAUAGUUAUGAUGAUAGGAUCAUUUAUAUUUAUGUUUACAAUGUCAUGGAGAUUAUCACUAGUAACAUUUAUUUUAAUACCACUUGUUGGUUUUAUAACAAAUGUUUAUGGUUCAUAUUAUGAUAAAUUAGCUGAGGAAUGCCAAAAUACAAUAGCUGAAGGAAAUAAAAAAGCUGAAGAAGUGUUAAGUACAAUGAGAACUGUAAGAUCAUUUGCCUCUGAAACAACUGAAUGUAAUUCUUUUGAAGUACAUCUUUUUAAUACACUAACUAUUCUUAAAAAAAGAUCAUGGGCUUAUUUUGGGUAUACAGUUAUAACAGAAAUGUGUGAAAAUGUUAUAUUAAUUGGUAUUUUAACAUUUGGUGGAUAUUUAUGUUUAACUGAUAAUAUGACAACAGAUGAUUUAAUUAAAUUUUUACUUUAUCAAAUGCAAUUAGGUGAAAAUUUUUAUAAUCUUGGUUGGGUAUUUACAAAUUUAAUGCAAGCUGUUGGAUCAAGUAGAAAAGUAUUUGAUUAUAUUUUAAGAAAACCUAAAAUAAAUAAUGAUGGAAGUUUAAAACCAAUUGUUAAUGGUGAUAUUAAAAUAAAAAAUGUAUAUUUUAGUUAUCCAAGUAGACCUAAUCAAAUGAUUUUACAAGAUUUUUCACUUCAUAUUAAAUCUGGUGAAACAGUUGCAUUGGUUGGUUCAUCUGGUAAUGGAAAAACAACAAUUGUAUCAUUAUUACAAAGAUUUUACCUUCCACAAGAUGGUGAAAUUUUAUUAGAUGAUAUUAAUAUUAAUACAAUUUCACAUCAAUAUUAUCAUAGUAAAAUUGCUCUUGUAGCACAAGAACCAAUUUUAUAUUCAGGUACAAUAAGAGAAAAUAUUUUAUAUGGUUAUGAUAAUGGUACAGAGGAAGAGAUGAUUGAAGCUGCUAAAUUAGCUAAUUGUCAUGAUUUUAUAAUUGAAAUGAAUGAUGGAUAUAAUACAACAUGUGGUGAAAAAGGUAUAAAAAUGAGUGGUGGACAAAAACAAAGAAUUGCCAUUGCAAGAGCAUUAGUAAGAAAACCAGCUGUUUUAAUUCUUGAUGAAGCAACCUCAGCAUUAGAUGCUGAAAGUGAACAUAAAAUACAAGAAGCAUUAGAUAAAUGUUCUAAAAAUAUAACAAUAAUAAAGGUAGCUCAUAGAUUGAAUUCUGUUGAAAACGCUGAUAGAAUAUGUGUUGUUGAUAAGGGAGUAAUUAUACAGGAAGGUAACCAUCAAAAAUUGAUGGAAAAUAAAGAUGGUAUGUAUUAUAAUCUUGUACAAAAACAAUUAUUAUCACAAAGUACUAAAGAUUCAAAAAUGGAAGAAGAUAUAAAAUUACCAUCACAAACAGCCUCAAAAUCAUCAUCAAUCAGUUUUCGUUUUACCAAUUUUGUAAUGAAUAGGUAUAUUUCAAUAAAGAAAAUUGUUAUUCUUACAAUUUUAUUUUCAUUUGUUGAUAUUUCUGUUAAUGUUAUUGGUUUAUCAUGGCAUGGUACCAAUUUUAAUACUAAAAAUAUUCUAAAAAAUUUUACAGAACCAUUUAAUUUUUUAACAUCUAUUGUUGAUGUAGCAAUCUUAGGAGUAGUAAGAAUUGUCAUUUUAACUAUUGGUGUUAUUUUAUUAGCAUAUUUUAAUGAUAUACAAAAUCAAAUGGAUAAAUUAAGGCAUGCUUUAUUUUGUAUUGUUAUAUUACUUUGCUCAUAUUCUCCAACAAAAGUUCUUUUUUUAGCUGAAAAAAAUGAAAUAUUUUUUGUUGGUGAUUAUAUAUGUAUAGUAGGAAAUUUUGUUAAUUCAGUUGUCUGUUAUAUUAUUUGGAAAAAAUAUUUUUGUUGUAAUUUUAAUGCACCAGAAAUUGAUUAUGAUGACUAUGAUACUUUGUCAGAUAAUAGUUUUAUUGAAGAAGGUGAAGAUAAACAAACAUUACAAAUAGUUUACCGAUUAUUACAAUUUGUUAAAAGAGAAUGGAUCUGGCAUGUAUCUGGUUUCUUUUGGUUAUUUAUAUAUUCAUUAACAAGAAUAUUUGUACCAUAUUAUACUGGUAAUGUUAUUGCUGCACUUGUUCCAGGACAAGGUUAUACUGCAUUAAUUGAAGCUAUAAAGUUAAUGUCAGCAUUAGCUAUAGGAAGUUCUAUUGCUGCAGGAUUUCGUGGUGGGUCAUUUGAGUAUGGUGGUGCACGUGUUGCUAGAAUAAUAAGAAAUGAUUUAUUUACUUCAUUAGUACAUCAAGAAGUUGCAUUUUAUGAUGUUCAUAAAACAGGUGAAAUUAUUUCUAGACUUGCUGCUGAUACACAAACAAUGGCUGAUACUGUACCAUUAAAUCUUAAUGUUUUUCUUCGUAAUACAGUAAUGUGUAUUGGUUCAAUGCUUUUUAUGAUGGGUCUUUCAUGGAAAUUAUCUCUUAUAACAUUUAUUGUUGUUCCAAUAAUAUUUGUUGUAACAAAAAUAUUUGGUUCAUAUUAUGAUGAAUUAUCAGAAUUGACACAAGAUGCUAUUGCUAGUUCUAAUGAUACAGCAGAAGAGGUUAUAUCAACAAUGCGUACAGUACGAUCUUUUGCUUGUGAAGAAUUUGAAUCUCAAAGAUAUUUUGAUAAACUUACCGAUACACUUAAUGUUACAUGGAAAAAAGCUAUUUCUUAUCUUAUCUUUAUAUGGGCGUCAGAAAUUUUUCAAACAGUUAUUGUUGUUGCUGUAUUAUGGUAUGGUGGGCAUCUUGUAUUAACAAAUAGAUUAAAAGGUGAUCUUCUAGUAUCGUUCCUCCUUUAUCAAGUUCAACUUGCUGAUAAUCUUCGCCAAAUUGGAGAAGUUUUAGCUGCUUUAUUACAAAGUGUUGGAGCAUCUAGAAAAGUUUUCCAAUAUAUUGAAAGAAAACCAAAUAUUGAAAUGAAUGGUAAAUAUAAACCUGAAAAAAUUGAAGGAAGAAUUGAAUUUAAAAAUGUUCGUUUUAACUAUCCUUCCAGACCUGAUUUACCAAUACUUCAUGAUAUAUCAUUUGUUGUUGAACCAGGUGAGACUGUAGCACUUGUUGGACCAUCUGGUAGUGGAAAAUCAUCAUGUAUUGGAUUAAUAGAACGUUUCUAUGAACCACUUAAUGGUAAAAUUUUAAUUGAUAAUAUACCAAUAGAAGAGUAUGAACAUCAUUAUAUUCAUAGAAAAAUUGCAUUAGUUGGUCAGGAACCAGUACUUUUCCAUAAUUCUAUUAGUGAAAAUAUAUCAUAUGGUUUAGAUUAUUGUCCUGAAGCUGAUAUUAUUGAAUCAGCCAAAAAAGCUAAUGCUCAUAAUUUUAUUGUACAAACAAGAGAUCAUUAUAAAACUAAUGUUGGUGAACGUGGAGGUAAUAUGAGUGGUGGACAAAAACAAAGAAUUGCCAUUGCAAGAGCAUUAGUCAGAUCACCGACAAUUCUUUUACUUGAUGAAGCAACCUCAGCUUUAGAUACAGAAUCAGAAGCAUUAGUACAAGAAGCAUUGGCAAAAAAUAUGAAACAAAGAAGUGUCCUUCUUAUAGCUCAUCGUUUAUCAACUGUUGAGACAGCAGAUAAAAUUAUUGUUAUAGAUAAAGGACGUAUAGCAGAAAUAGGAAAUCAUCAAGAAUUAAUGGCUAAAGAAGAUGGUAUAUAUAGACAAUUAGUACAAAGACAAAUGAUUGGACAAUCACCUGAAUCAUCAGUUAAAAGAAAUAAAAAAGUUAGCCGAGCAGAAGAUAGUAAUAUUCAUAAUUAUUUAUUAAGAGAUAGUUCAAUUCCAGUAGGUUCUAGAGGCAUGGCUAAUAGUUUAUUAGCAACUAGCUUCUCUAAUUCAAGUGUUUAUUCAAAAUAA
Messenger RNA from Strongyloides ratti, 6141 nucleotides. RefSeq names its product ATP-binding cassette sub-family B member 9. The transcript is spliced from 5 exons. Gene Ontology annotation, cellular component: membrane. Gene Ontology annotation, molecular function: ATP binding; ABC-type oligopeptide transporter activity; arginine-tRNA ligase activity. Bases 1 to 6141 code for a protein of 2046 amino acids. NCBI's taxonomy places the organism in Eukaryota, Metazoa, Nematoda, Chromadorea, Rhabditida, Strongyloididae. Gene Ontology annotation, biological process: peptide transport; transmembrane transport; arginyl-tRNA aminoacylation. The record is from RefSeq and is a predicted model, not a curated record.